Messenger RNA from Orcinus orca (killer whale), 4684 nucleotides. RefSeq names its product TAFA chemokine like family member 1 (gene TAFA1). The transcript is spliced from 12 exons. The record is from RefSeq and is a predicted model, not a curated record. Bases 1341 to 1748 code for a protein of 135 amino acids. Gene Ontology annotation, molecular function: receptor ligand activity. Lineage: Eukaryota; Metazoa; Chordata; Mammalia; Artiodactyla; Delphinidae. Gene Ontology annotation, biological process: negative regulation of microglial cell activation; neuroblast differentiation; regulation of neuroblast proliferation.
CCCCUCCGCCCGGGCCCGCCUGCUGCCUCUGGGACGUCGCAGCGCCCCUGAGGGGCCACCUUCUAUAGCCCUGCGUCCCCCACCGCGACUCCCACCUCGGCCCCAAGUUCACUUUCAGCCUUCAGAGGCCCCGUGGCCUCCUCUCCGUGCUACCCCGCCUCACCAUGCGAGCAAAAACACAUCCCGAGCCCUACGGUCGUGGGGCUUAAACUACGCUGGGGCGACAGGCCAGUGGACUUUGGCCGGUGCCGUGAGUGCUCUGAGGACCGGCCCACGGAGCUGACGCCAAGUAAGGGAGGCCUCUGGUCUGGUCCUUGGGCCCCAGAGGCUCGCCUAGGGAAGCGAUAUUUGAGCUGAGCCUUGAGGGACUACGGGAGAAGCAAGUGGGUCUGAUGAGGUCGGUGGAUCCCCUCUACACCUGAGAAGCUCUUUGAGGUCAAGGAUCCACCAAAGAGUUCUGCACUGUGCUUUGCUGAGAUAAGCACUGGGUUUUCAGUGAAACUGGAUUGGAUUCAAAUCUCGCCUCUGCCUUCUGUGAAUCUGUGACCUGAGGAACUACCUAGGUCAUACAGUGAUAUUCUUAAGAUGGCCUUGUAGAAACUCAGCUACUGACAGCAAUGGCCCAAGAGUCCUGCAGAUCUGAAGUUAGCAUCCAGAAAUGGUGACCCUUCUAACACCACUCUCAUUCGAAGGCUCAAUGAUCUCAUCUUUGAAGAUAAGAAGAGGUGGGAUCUCUGGUGACUCGAUUGAAGUCCUCCCUGCCCCCCGAAACCUGCAGAGCACAGAGCUUUUGGAAUAUACACCACCCUGAUAUCAAAGGAAGGAGCCCUGUUGGAGGAAUUGACAUUUCCCCUCUCAUCUCUGGGUUAAUGGAAAGACCUGUAUUCAAAGUCCAGGCACAAAAUAAUACAGGCAUUUACUGGCCAGGUGGGAAUUCGCCAAAACAGAAGCCUGGAUUGGUCUGUCAAAGUGACAUCAUGGGAUAAAAGAGAUGGAGCCGUGAAAACAAGAUGAGCCAGAGAUCUGCAAAUGUGAAACACCUGCCCAGAUCAAGAGGUGGGCAAUUGUGGCGGAAAUGGCCCAGAAAAUUACAACCUUCUCUUCUACUUGUGUUUUAGGAGAGUAUCUAAAUUUGACCAGAAAAAAGUCUUUGUUCAUUGAAACAGGACCAAACGUAUACUAUGCUUUGUCAUCACAUGGUUUGCUCAUUACCUUUCAAGUCCUAGCUCAAAGCUCCCCACUCCAAAGGGCCACCUGGACACUGCCUCAGGAGAUUCCAGGGAAGUAAAGGUUGUUUCUCUUCACGUCUGUAUCCUCAGCUCUGUGAUCAUGCUCAGCACAUGAGAAUGGCAAUGGUCUCUGCGAUGCCCUGGGUCCUGUAUUUGUGGAUAAGUGCUUGUGCGAUGCUGCUCUGCCAUGGAUCCCUUCAGCACACUUUCCAGCACCAUCACCUGCGCAGACCAGAAGGAGGGACAUGUGAAGUGAUCGCUGCGCACAGAUGUUGUAAUAAGAACCGCAUUGAGGAGCGAUCGCAAACAGUCAAGUGUUCCUGUCUACCUGGGAAAGUGGCUGGAACGACAAGAAACCGACCUUCCUGUGUCGAUGCCUCCAUAGUGAUUGGGAAAUGGUGGUGUGAGAUGGAACCUUGUCUAGAAGGAGAAGAGUGUAAGACACUCCCUGAUAAUUCCGGAUGGAUGUGUGCUACAGGCAAUAAAAUCAAGACCACAAGAAUUCACCCAAGAACCUAACGGAAGCAUUUGUUAUAGUAAUAAAGGAAAACCUACUCUGUGGAAAAUACAUUUUAAGAAUUUAAAACAUCUUAUACAUUAGAAGCCAAAUGGAUUUCUUAUUUGCACUUUGACUGAUUACCAGAUAAUCACAGUGCUUUUACUGUGUGUCACGAAGUCUCCUAAAGUGAGAAGACCCGGAGUUUUGGGCAACACCAUGGAAAGUGGGUUAAGGAAAAAAAGGGUUUUCUCAAUGCAAAUUUUUGGGAUCACAAAGAAAGAUCAACUGUCUUCUAAUUUGGAUCUAUAGUUACUUUGUACCAUUUGAAAUAUAUGUAUAUAUAUAAUAUUUUGAAAUAUUAUAUAUUCUCUUCAAAAAAUGAACUGUACCACAGUUUGAGGCGGCUGGUGUACCUCUUUGAGUUUUGGAUGUUUUGUUUUGUUUUGUUGUCAUUUCUUUUUCUAUCGGCAAGGAAAUCACGUGCCCUUUUGAGAGGUCGGCAUGGCACUCACACUGGAAGGCCAGCUACAGGUGGACUCCUGGAAUCUGAGAGAUCAGAACGAUACUGAGUCAAAAGCUUCCUUCUCUUUCUACUAGAUGGCCCAAGGAAGCACAUCGUCCUGUUUUAUUGUUCUCUACCCUGUGCAAUGUUAGCAUGCAAGCUUGGCUUACAUAACCAUACUUUAUAUUCAACUGGUAUAUAAUAACCGUUCUAACCUCUUCCAGGAAAAUAUUUUUAGAACUACUAGCUUUUCCACAGAUAAGAAAAAUGAGGAUUCUUGAGGGAGCCGCUCCACCAUGCUAUUAAGACUCUGGCAGAGUGAUGGUCAUAUGUGGAUCCCUGUAUUAAGUUCUGUAAAUACAAUGUCUUAAGGCUUUGUAUAGCUGUCCUAGACUGAAGAAAUGUCCUCUGAUUAAAUCCAAAGUCUGACAUCAUUAAUUACAUAGUGCUGUAGCAACAAGUCUUAUCACAGCACAUCUUUCUAUAUUUGAUUUGCUUUUUCCAAGAGUGUUCAGAUCUCUUCUGGUGAGAUGGGAAGACCAUUAAAGAAAUUAGGUUUCAGAAUGACCCUUGUGACCAAAUGUUGGACAGCCCUAUUAAAGUGGUAAAUAACUGCUUUCUAAAUCUACUUGUCCUCUUCAUUUGCCAUUUACUUUUCCUCAGUCUGCUUUAGCCAAAUCCAGAGAACACCCGCUUAGCGACACAUAGUCCACCGGAAGUUUUUGCAUGACGUCAUUGCUGCCAUCAUAACCAAUAUUUCCAACUCUAAUAGUUUGAAAACUAGAAAUUCAUUAUUACAAGUUCAAUGUUCUCAGCCAGCAAGAUGAACUGUCAGACCCUAUUAUUGGGCUUCUAUAGUGAUCACUUGGAUGAUACGUAUUGGGCUCACCCCCCAAAAGAUCAAUUUGUGUCCAUCUUUUUUUGAGAGUUACUCGGCUGAUACUUAUAAGAAGGAAAUAUCUACUUAAAUUCUAGUUUACCUGGUAGAGCAUAAUAGUACUAUAAAUUCCUGUUACUUACCCUAUCAUAUUGCAAGUGUAUUUUUUUUCUUCAAAGUCUUUUCUCCAGAAUACAUGUUAUUAGGGGCUGUUACUAGAUCAGCAGCACAGUGGGUCUCCUAGUGUGGAAUUUUUAAGUUAAAUUUUGGGUAAAAUCCAGAGGCUCCUUCAUCUCUACCAAUAUACCUUGAAGUCUGAUUGAAUAUAUAAACACUCUAACCAGGUGGAUUUGUUCUGCAUCUUGAAUGCCUAUAAAAGCAUCCAAAAAUGGAAAUGGAAUCCUCAUUGCAAAAUCUGAGCUUCCUAAAUACUUUCACAAAUAUUUUCCAGAAGGUAGCAUAAAAUUCAUACCAACAAAUCAGAAUUCCUUUAAUUUUAUGGUCCAUAACCAUGUGCCAAGUGAUAUAUUAGAAAUUGAUUUUCAUCUGUAAGUUUUGGAGUGAAAACUGAAAUCAUAAACCCAAAGAAUUAUCUAGAACAGUACAUCCCAAGAUGUGGAGGAAGAAACAUCUAUAAUCCAAUAUAUUGGGGAAAUUUUUUUCAACAAAAUAAAUAGAAAUAUUUACUGAGGGAUUCUCAGAGCCUUUAAUACACCAAAAGACACUGUGUGUCUUCAAGAAAGACUGAAACAACGGGAGCCAAGUAAAAGGCUUCCAGAAUCCAGGCAUGUUGGUUGGUCCUUGACUAAUGGAGAGCUCGUUCCCUGACUAAUGGGAAGCUGCAAGAAAUUAUGUCUGUGUGAGGAUAUGUUCACUGUGUUGUCAUGUCUUCAGUUUUUCUAGAGAACCGAAAGUCUGGAUUCUACAUAAAAUCUUCUAACAUUCUUAAAUAAGAUGAACCAAAAUGUGAUUACUUCCAUUAAAAAAAUUCUGCAAGCGUUAUUAUUGCCCAAAAUGUCCUGACCAUGUGGCCUUUUUUAUGAGAUUAGUGUUUUCUGGAAUACUCUUUGAAAAGUGUUGGUCCUGAAUAAAAAUCCAAUGAGAAGCAAAAGGGAUAUUCUGUUUUCUGUGGCCUCACACAUACAGACCAUUCUCAUGAUUCACAAUACGUGGGGGUCACAGCUUUUUCUGUUCUGUAACCUGAGCCUGUAAAUCAAUGAAGGAGCUGGUCUAGAGGUUCAAGUCUGUUAGUUCAUCUCCUGCUGGUCGCUUAAUGCAGUAGCUUCCCUGGGAAAGACCUGGAAGAAGAGAGAAGGGGGAAAAAACCCACCACAUCAGAAUCAAGCAACCAUCCAAGAAAACAGUACAAAUAUUUGUAAAUGUCAUCAAAUUCAGUUUCAGUUUAUCCAAGUCCCUUACCCAAAUGUAUGAACCAUCAACUUGUGUUUAAAUUUAACUUGUGCCGGUUUGGGGAAUUUUCAGUAGCUACCAUCUGCCUAUUGAAUCUGAUUGUAUAUGGUUUAAAAACUUAUAUCACGUAUUUCUGGUUAAUAAAGAGCUCAGUGUGGUAUGACUAA